UCACGUGACCUGCCCCCUGAGCCAGGCUGACCAAUUCCAAUAUGGUGGCCAGCUUGGCAGGUCUACGGUUCUUGUUGAUGAUAUUGUUGUCGUGCGGGAUCAGCUUGGGCUCCUGCGGCCAGGGAGCCCCGCUCGUCCUGGGCCUGCGCCUGGAGGAGCCGGCGGCGGCGGCGGCCCGGGUGUACAUGAAGAACCGGAUCAUCUCGGCGCCGCACGGAGCCACAUUCAAGCUGCGUCUCUUCGGCACCGACCUCCAUCCGCGGACGCCGUCGCCGUGGAUAGCGUUCGCGGGGGCACCCGCGGGGGCCGCCGGGGCCGUGGGGGACGGUUCGGACCCGUGCGAGGACGAGUCCAACCGGAAGGAGUCCGCUUUUCAGAUCAAGGAGCCGUUCAUCCCGGAUGAGGAGCACAGCGGGCUGCUGACGGUGGAAGUCCCGCGGAGGAUUGUGGCGGCGGGCGGCGAGCGGACUCUCCAUCAUCUGUGCGUGCUGGCGGGGGAAAGGUGGGCCUCGGUGGUCCCGGACAAACUGCGCAUCGCCUCGGACGAGGAUCUGCCCGCGGACCACAUCCCGGCGUGGGGCCUGGCGCUGCUCAUCCCGCUGCUGCUGCUCCUCUGCGGGCUGCUGAGGACUGUCAACCUCAGCCUGCUCUGGCUCGACCCCGUGGAGCUUUACGUGCUCCACAGCUGCGGCUCCGAGGAGGAGAAGCGGGCCGCCAAGCGCCUGGAGCCCAUCAGGAGGAGAGGGAACUUUCUGGCCUGCUCCCUCCUCUUCCUGUGCGUGCUGGGCCACUCCGUUCUGGGAGUGCUCCUCUACCGGGCCCUGGGCUCCAUCGCCUCGGCCGUCUUCACCAGCGCCCUCCUGGUCUUCUUCCUGGCCGAGCUGCUGCCUCACGUCCUGUGCUCCGGCUACGGCUUCCAGAUGGCGCCGGGCCUCACCUGGCUGGCCCAGGUGUGCAUGGUGCUCACCUGCCCCCUGUCCUGCCCCCUGGGGCUGGUCCUGGACCUGGCGCUGCGCCGGGACAUCAGCACCUGCGGCAUCAGGGAGAGGGCCAUGGAGAUGAUCCGCACCAGCGUCAACGACCCGUACAGCGAGUUUGUGAAAGAGGAGUUCAGCCGCGGGACUCUGCGCAGCAAGACCGUGGAGGACAUCUUGACCCCCCUGAAGGACUGCUUCAUGCUGCCCAGCUCCACCCUGCUGGACUUCUCCACCAUGUCGGACAUCAUGCAGAGCGGCUACACGCGGGUGCCCAUCUAUGACGAGGAGAGGUCCAACAUUGUGGAGAUCCUCUACGUCAAGGACUUGGCCCUGGUGGACCCGGACGACUGCACCCCCAUGACCACCAUCACCAAGUUCUACAAUCACCCGCUGCACUUUGUCUUCAACGACACCAAGCUGGACGCCAUGUUGGAGGAGUUCAAGAAAGGCAACAGUCACAUGGCCAUCGUCCAGAAGGUCAACAACGAGGGGGAGGGGGACCCCUUCUACGAGGUUCUGGGCCUGGUCACCUUGGAGGACGUCAUCGAGGAGAUCAUCAAGUCGGAGAUCUUGGACGAGUCGGACGGUUACCUGGACAGGAAGCUGAAGCGUCCUCUGGUGCCCAUGGAGAUCCCCCUGGAGCCUCGCGGGGCCCCCGAGGAGUUCUCCCUCUUCAAGCCCCCCGAGGGAGAGGCCAAGAUCCGAACAUCGCCGCAGCUCCUGCUGGCCACUCAUCGCUUCCUGUCCAGAGAGGUGGAGCACUUCAGCCCAGCACGCGUGUCCGAGAAGGUCCUCUUCCAUCUGCUGCGCCACCCCAGCGUCAACCAGGAGGUGCACUUCGACGCCGGCGACCGCCUGAGCCCCGCCCACUACCUGUACACGCGCAACCACCCGGUGGACUACUUCAUCCUGCUGCUGCAGGGUCGCGUGGAGGUGGAGAUCGGCAAGGAGGGGCUGAAGUUUGACAACGGCGCGUUCACGUACUACGGCGUGUCCGCCCUCACACUGCCCUCCUCAGUGCCCCAAUCUCCAGUGUCCACUCAGCACCAGUCCCCCAGAGAUCCCUUUGACUCGUCGGAGGCGACCAGCCCGUCUAGUUACUGUCCAGACUACACCGUCAGAGCACUCACCGACCUGCAGCUCAUUCGGGUGACACGCCUCCAGUACCUCAACGCCUUAAUGGCGUCACGGGCCGGUCCCAGUCCAGAUCCUCCUGAGAUCAAAAUCCUCCCCAACAGUCACACCAAACUGCUGAACGACAAGAACGCUGCUGCGCAAGACUUCAGCUUCUCUUUCUUUGACACCAUUGACAACUACUGUUAGUGCGUCUGUGCACGAGGUGGCGGCGGCGUGCUGGAGAGCUCCACGGAAGAAGAAGAAGCUCGAGCGUAGUCACUUCUCUCCAUUCCUUCUUGACAUCAUUCUAGUUAUCAUUAUUAUUAUUAUUAUUAUUAUUAUUAUUGUUUUUGUUGUUUAAAAAACACUGUCUUUAGGCUUUAUUUGCUUAGAUUUCAUGUGGGCUGACAGUUGUUGUGUGUGUGUGUGUGUGUGUGUGUGUGUGUGUGUGUGUGUGUGUGUGUGUGUGUGUGUGUGUGUGUGUGUGUGUGUGUGUGUGUGUUCUUGUAUUUCUACUAGGGAUGUCCGAUAAUGGCUUUUUGCCGAUAUUCCGAUAUUGUCCAACUCUUUAAUUACCGAUACCGAUAUCAACCGAUACCGAUACUGAUAUAUACAGUUGUGGAUUUAACACAUUAUUAUGCCUAAUUUGGACAACCAGGUAUGGUGAAGAUAAGGUCCUUUUUUUUUUAAAUUAAUAAAAUAAAAUAAGAUAAAUAAAUUAAAAACAUUUUCUUGAAUAAAAAAGAAAGUAAAACAAUAUAAAAACAGUUACAUAGAAACUAGUAAUGAAUGAAAAUUAGUAAAAUUAACUGUUAAAGGUUAGUAUUAUUAGUGGAGCAGCAGCACGCACAAUCAUGUGUGCUUACGGACUGUAUCCCUUGCAGACUGUAUUGAUAUAUAUUGAUAUAUAAUGUAGGAACCAGAAUAUUGAUAACAGAAAGAAAUGGGGGGAGGGAGGUUUUUUGGGUUGGUGCACUAAUUGUAAGUGUAUCUUGUGUUUUUUAUGUUGAUUUAAUUUAAAAAAAAAAAAAAAAAAAAGCAGAUACCGAUAAAAAAAAAAAACCGAUACCGAUAAUUUCCGAUAUUACAUUUUAAAGCAUUUAUCGGCCGAUAAUAUCGGCCGGCCGAUGAUAUUGGACAUCUCUAAUUUCUACCCUUCUUGAGACAUGAAGAAGGAAAAGUUUCUUCCAUAUGAGGAGGUGUGAACAAAAUGAGGGUGGUCCCAAAAAGGAGGGAUUUUUCAAACUGACUGGGUGUCGCUCUUUUAAAAGUGCUCCCCCUCUGGUCAAAAAUAUGUAAUAACAACUGUGUGUAAGAAAUUGAAAUGCGCCCCUUUUGGCCAAAAUUAAUUUUUUUAAAAAAUGUAAUGAUGUAUAUGGAGACAUACUUUAAUAACGAAGUAAAUAACGAAGAUUAGAAACCAAUUACAAAAAAUUACAAAAAAAAAAAAAAAAGCUUACCUUUUUUAUAUUUGCAUAGUAUGUAUAUAUUAUUAAUGUUGUAAAUACAAAUCUUUAUAUAUCUAGAAAGGCUGGUCCUAAAGAGAGAGGCAUUUUUCGGAGGUCUCAAGAAGGUCAGAAAUACAAGAAUGUGUGUGUGUGUGUGUGUGUGUGUUCUUGUAUUUCUACCCUUCUUGAGACACGAAGGAAAAGUACCUUCCAUAUGAGGAGGUGUGAACAAAAUGAGGGUGGUCCCAAAAAGGAGGGAUUUUUCAAACUGACUGGGUGUCGCUCUUUUAAAAGUGCUCCCCCUCUGGUCAAAAUAUGUAAUAACAACUGUGCGUAAGAAAUUGAAAUGCGCCCCCUUUGGCCAAAAUUAAUUUAAAAAAAAUAUGUAAUGAUGUAUAUAGAGACAUACUGUAAUAACGAAGAUUAGAAACCAAUUACAAAAAAUUACAAAAAAAAAAAAAAAAGCUUGCCUUUUUUAUAUUUGCAUAGUAUGUAUAUAUUAUUAAUGUUGUAAAUACACAUCUUUAUAUAUCUAGAAAGGCUGGUCCUAAAGAGAGAGGCAUUUUUCUCAGGUCUCAAGAAGGUCAGAAAUACAAGAAUGUAUGUAUGUAUGUGUGUGUGUGUGUGUGUGUGUGUGUGUGCGUGCGUGCGUUCAAACAUGAAUGAAAGGAGCGCCCUCACACACUGAGCGUGUGCACUGCAGGCACGCCACACAGCACGGUCACGUGACCGCGCCAGCUCGUUUCCACGGUUACGUCCAGACGAGGCGUGAAACACUUAAUAAGGAGCUCCGACACACACAUUUGUUAGCCGACAUCCCAGCGAGCGAUUAUAAACUCCCAAGGGAGGGAAAUGUCGACACGAUUCUUCGACUUUUCGCAGUUCUUACCAAGCUAGCUGACGUAGCAAAUAACAACUUUAGCACGUUUUCUUCCCGGUAAUUGUUGAAUGUGCCACAAAGCUGCUUUCACUCGAGUGAAAUGCUGAAAUCCGAGAUUGUUGGCUUUUGGUCCUUCUGGCACUACGACGCCGUUAGCAUGCUAACACGCUAGUUAGCGUUCACUGACUGAGCGGCGCCAAAUAAAUGCGCACUUUGCUUAAAUGUUCACUGUUCAAAAUGGCCAUGGUUCAUGGAGUGCAUGCCGAAGUUCUAUCCGAGGCUAAUGCGGCUUGUUCCGUUCCAGGAAGUCGGCGUGCAAGUUUAUGUUGUUUUAAUUCCAUUUGCCAAGAAUGCUAGCAGCGAUGCUAACGUCACAGAUGAUACGUUUGUGUGUUCCUGUUGUAUCAAACCUUAUACAAUCCUCAAACUUGAUGUGGGGAGGAAAAAGCCGUUGAUAGGCUAAAUUGCUAAGCUAAAAUUGGACAAUCUUCGUUUGAGAAGGUGCUUUUUUUUUUUAGUGAACUCGACUGACUUGGAGGACUUUCAGUGUUUUCAUGAGAAGAUCGAAAGCUCUCGUUGUAUAAUUUGCUGCUGGGGAUCAGUUUGCACUUUGUUAGCAUGAAGUGUGUGAUUAGCUUCAGGCUAGUCUUUACUCCGCUUCUUAUAUAAUUCCAGUGUUUUCAUUCCAAGCUCAUUUGUAGAGAAGUUAUUUUGUUUGUGUGUAUAUAAUAUAUAUAUAUAUAUAUAUAUAUAUAAAGCGGAAUUUAAAAAGAUGGCUUGGAAGUUAUAUAGAUUUGCUUACAUGAUGUAGUUUUUAGGAGUUAUUUUAUUUGAACUCAAAUCACUUCCUCUUUUGUUUUUGUUGAACUUUUAUAGUUUUUAAUCAGGAGGAACACCAUUGAAUACUUUGAAUAAUUCUCUUUCACUAGCAAAUAAACUCAGUCCUGUUUCUGUUGUUGGUUUGUCAAUCUUUAAUGGAGCGUCACAAACUGCAUUCAAACAUUAUGUUGAUUUAGAUUCACUUCCUGGGUGUGUUACU
Molecule: messenger RNA, 5460 nt
Organism: Entelurus aequoreus (snake pipefish)
Lineage: Eukaryota; Metazoa; Chordata; Actinopteri; Syngnathiformes; Syngnathidae
Product: metal transporter CNNM3
Exons: 12
Coding region: 42-2300 (752 amino acids)
Biological process (GO): magnesium ion homeostasis; transport
Cellular component (GO): plasma membrane
Molecular function (GO): transmembrane transporter activity
Source: RefSeq, a predicted model, not a curated record